Messenger RNA from Anolis sagrei ordinatus, 3187 nucleotides. It is a transcript of the gene RHBDD1, whose product is annotated as rhomboid domain containing 1. NCBI's taxonomy places the organism in Eukaryota, Metazoa, Chordata, Lepidosauria, Squamata, Anolidae. Gene Ontology annotation, molecular function: serine-type endopeptidase activity. The record is from RefSeq and is a predicted model, not a curated record. Gene Ontology annotation, cellular component: endoplasmic reticulum; membrane. Gene Ontology annotation, biological process: cellular response to unfolded protein; negative regulation of apoptotic process.
CUACGCCUCGCCCACUGACACAGCCUGAGAAAGACGUCACAAUUGCCAGCUGGCCCGUGAUUGGGCGGUCGGAGCAGUCACGUGAUGUUUUGGCUCCGCGCUGCCACAAUCCGUGCGCCGCCGAACGUCACAUAUAGAAAUAAUGUCUCAUCCAGGGCCAACAUUCUUCAGUUAAUGUCGCUGACUAGGGUUGCCUUGACCCAACAACAUCUUGAUAGAUGCAUGAUCUUCACUUCUGAUUUAGAUUCUAUAUCUAGAUUUCAGCAGUAUUCCCUUUCAAGUUUAUUUGAAUAAAAGGAGCAGUUAUGCAGCGGCACCACAAAGCACAAAGAGGACUAAAUACUGGACUACUUCUAUUAUUUGGUCAGAUAUAUCAAGUUGGGCUGAACAACAUUCCACCUGUUACAUUUGCAACUUUGGCAGUGAACAUUUAUCUCUUUUUACAACCCCUGAAACCACUGGGGGAAGUAUGUAUCAGUGUCUCUGAGGGAUUUUACAGGAGAGACUGGCAUCGUCUAUACCUUUCAGCCUUUCACCAUGCAGAUGACUGGCAUCUAUAUUUUAAUAUGGUCUCCCUCCUUUGGAAGGGAACUAAGUUGGAGAGAAGGCUUGGAAGCGUAUGGUUUGGAUAUAUAAUCACAUUAUUUUCAGUGCUAGUUGGAAUUGUAUACAUGAUUUUGGAAUUUACCCUUGCGGAACUUCUGGAGAAUCCUUUAUUCAUUCAGAGCUGUGCUGUUGGUUUUUCAGGAGUGCUAUUUGCUUUGAAAGUUCUUAACAACUAUUACCAUCCCGGUGGGUCCAGCAGCAUCAUGGGAAUUUAUGUAUCCAACAGAUAUGCUUGUUGGGUGGAACUUAUAGCAAUUCACUUACUGAGCCCAGGGAGUUCUUUUGCUGGCCAUUUGGCAGGGAUUCUUGUUGGACUAAUGUAUACCAUGGGACCGCUGAAGACUAUCAUGAAAGCAUGUGCAGGUGGAUUUAUAUUUCCAACUCUCUUUUCACGACAAAGAAACAACAACAAUCCAGAUUAUAGAUAUUCAGGUUAUGCAUCAAAUGCACAAAGAGACUACAAUCCUUAUACUGCCGGGAUGAAUGAGGAGGAACAGGUCGAAUGGGCAAUAAGAAACAGUCUGAAUGACAGAGGCAAUAGUGCAAGACAUUACCAUAAUGAGAGGAGACCCUAUGGCUUCUGGCUUCCACCUGAAGAACCAUCACAUGAAGAACUUAGAAGGCGACGACUUGAAAGGUUUGAGAGGUGGUAAAAUUCUCAAAUCUCAUCACACAUAUAUAAAAGAGCUCUUGAAAACUAUCAAAACAUGGAGUUAUCUUUUUCUUUUAAGGAAUCUCUUUUAAGAAAAGAAUGUUUCCUAUACGUUGUCUUCCAAGUUGUGAAGAAAAGGUACUCCUGCUGGAUAUAUGAACUAAAAGUUAAGACUAAUCUUGGUUCCUGCAAAUUACUGUAUUAUUCAUCUUAAAAGAUUUCAGUCUGCCACAGCCGUUCGGCACUUUUCUGUGCAUUUCCUAUAUAUUUCCAGAAUUUCAUGAGAAUUUGAUUAUUGAAUUUUUAUACUUUGAUAAAACAAAUUGUGAUAAUGUAGUUUGUUAUCCAUGAUUUCUUUCCUCAUUAUUGAGUCUUAACCACUGCCUGAUUUGAUAUAGUUGGAAAGUAGAGCCAUUUGCUAUGCGGCAGUGUUUAUUGUGUAUACAAAUCUAACAGUCAAAGAGAUUAUAAAAUAUUAUUUUCAUUCUGAUUUGAGGUGGGGAAUGGCUGUUUUAUCUUUUCAAAGGUCAUUUUCAGAAACCAGUUAGUGCUUCAUUGGGCAUUUCUAGACCACCUCUGAUAAUCAUGUACUAAAAUGUUUUAAGUAUAUUCCACUUGAAUAUAAACAUACCCUUUUAAUCAUCAUCCCUAUUUUUUCUUGUCCUGGACAUAACCCACUGGAAAUAUUUCCUGUGUAAAACCAAUUGAAAUCAAAAUGAGAUGAUCAGGAGCAUUACUUCAUCACGAUCCAUUAACCUUGGUGGCAGAAGUGGUAGUAGAGUUUUUGUUGUAGCCUAACAUUAAUGUGUAUAUUUGCACUCUUUCCUCGUAUUGCAGAGAAGACAGAAGACUCUAGUUAUCAGUAAUGCCUUCUGUGCAUACUUAGGCAUUUAUGUCUCCAAACUUUUUUGGCGAAACCAAAGUCAAUAGUUCCUUUAUUUGAUUUAGAAAGAAUUCUAAAUAUGGUAUUGUGCUUCAAAAUAGCUUUUAUUUGGCUUACUCUUCCCUUCUUUAGAACCACAUACCUUUGGCUUCCAAGAUUACGCUAGAUGUCCAUAGAUUCUAAAGGUCGCUUGUGGCUUUGUCAGCAGUGUCCUUGGACUUAGUCCUAUGCUUGUGAUGCAUCUUUUAGGAAAUAAUUUACUGUUGUUGUAUAAGUAUGCUAAUAUAAAAGUAUUGGCAUUGUUCUUUUUAUACACAUAAUAUCUGAACUUUGUAUUUUUAUAACAUAAUGUAAUCUGAGUAGAAGAAAGUUCUACUGCUUUGGAUCCUUUCAAUGCAAUUUGAAGCAGAGUUGUAUUAUGUCACAUGGUCAACUACUGGAAAUGUAUGUUAAUUUGUUGGAAUCUACACAUCUACCUCCCCAGGGAAUUUUGUCCAGGAAGUAUGUAUCUAUAAUUAUAUUUCUCAAUAUAUACAUAUGGAUAUAGAUAUGUAUCAUUAUCAGGAAACAGUUGGAUGUAAAUGCAGUAGAAGUAGCACUGAAAUAAAAUGUUUCUCUUUAUUUCAUCAGCAGAUCUGCAAGUAAACUAUCAAACAUUCAACAUGCAUGGGGUAUUUUUGGCCAGGCUUCAGUUCUGCAUUUUGUAAUUUCCUUUCCCAAUUUUAUCCUAAGAGGAAGAAAAUACAAAAUGGGUUUGGCCUUUCCAAGUACGGAGAGCUCUUAACCUUGAAUGUAAUUUCAGGUCAGUGACAGUGCCUUUGAAGUUCUUUGUCCUCUGCCAGAUUUUGCAGGCCUCUUUCCUAAGGAAAUGCUGGUUUCUGUCCAUAUUUUAACUCAGUGCAACACUGGCUUUGGACUACAUUCAAUACAGCAUCUGCGAUGUUUUUGUACCUUGAUUAUUAUUGUUGUAAAGAAACAGCAGAUCAUGUUGUUAGGUUUUUUUACAUUUCUGUCCUUAAGAAAAUAAAUCACUGUUCUAAUCUAAA